UCGAGGUUUUUAUUUUCAUUGAUUUUUUCUAGCUAUAUGUUAUGCAUUUAAAGGAAGCUCAAGGAUUGUUGGGUAUAAAUACUUACGUUCCGUGUAUAAUUGAACAUAACACCAAACGACGGAGAAAUCACAAUGGACAAUCAGAUAAACCAGUACGACGCCUAUGUGAUUGCGGGUGAUACAGAAGAAGACAAACUGUUUUUAGAAACCAUGAAAAGCAAUUUAGAAUCUUCAGCUUUUAACUUACGCCUGUACAUCAAAUCAAGAGACGGUCCUGGCGAUUUUGACCACCAAAAGGAAUCGGAAAUCAUCAUGAAUAGUUGUAAGAAGAUAAUUGUGGUUCUUUCUCGAGACUUCUCCCAGAACGAACAAUGCAUGUAUCUACUUAGAGUUGCCAUUUCCAAAUCACCAGGUUUUCAUUUGAGGCAUAUCAUCCCUAUACACAGAGAGGAAUGUCUCGCACCAAGCUGCAUUCGAUUUUUAACGGCAAACGAUUACACUAAAGAGGACAUUCGUACAUGGUUUUGGCCGCGGGUAGCAGCUUGUUUCAAGAAAAAUGUGAUUGGUAUAAGGACAGCCAAGAAAAAUCUACCCGCUGUCGUCUGUUUGCCUGAUAUCAUUGUAGACUCAUUUUCUUCAGAAAAACAGCAAGAGUGGAGAAACAAUUAGUGUACAUAGAGUGAAAUAAGCGCACAUUUUAAGUGUACAGUAAUUCUAGUCAGUGUUACAAUAUUUUAUGCGGAUUAAUAGAAAGCCGUUUAGCUGCUUUUCUGAGUCAAGUCCGACAAUCCGGCUGUUUUGUCGCUCAUCAGUGAUGAAAUCGCCAUAUCAAGUCUCUGUGAUAAUUAGGACAUGAACGCAGUUCUGCCAUUGUCUUUCAAACAUUUACCCACCUGUUUUACACAUAUUCCUAUUUAUAUACAUCUAAUGUCCCGUGUGCGUCUUUGACUUGUUUAUAUUCUAACAGAAAUAUAUAUAGCCAGUGCGUCAAACUUUUGUUUCAGUUGAAGCUUCUGGGUGCUACAUGAAAAUUUGUUGAAUUAUACAUGCUUUUAUGUAUAUUUUUGUUUGUUUGUGCAAUGAGAUUAAAUUUGAAAUAUGU
Molecule: messenger RNA, 1102 nt
Organism: Magallana angulata
Lineage: Eukaryota; Metazoa; Mollusca; Bivalvia; Ostreida; Ostreidae
Product: myeloid differentiation primary response protein MyD88-like
Exons: 4
Coding region: 133-669 (178 amino acids)
Biological process (GO): signal transduction
Source: RefSeq, a predicted model, not a curated record